Molecule: messenger RNA, 1366 nt
Organism: Pseudomyrmex gracilis
Lineage: Eukaryota; Metazoa; Arthropoda; Insecta; Hymenoptera; Formicidae
Product: actin-5, muscle-specific
Exons: 3
Coding region: 137-1267 (376 amino acids)
Biological process (GO): mitotic cytokinesis
Source: RefSeq, a predicted model, not a curated record
CGGUAGCGUCGGGUACAGCACCGCAGAUGUUAUAUCUGGCGUCGCGACGCUCUCAAGCCUCAGCCGCUCCUCAGCCGCCCGUCGAUUCACAACUCACCCCCACGAUUUUUUUCAGAGAUUCUAAAGCAGCAACAAGAUGUGUGACGACGAAGUAGCUGCCCUUGUUGUGGACAAUGGUUCCGGCAUGUGCAAAGCCGGUUUCGCCGGAGACGACGCUCCUCGCGCCGUCUUCCCCUCGAUCGUCGGUCGCCCUAGACAUCAGGGUGUGAUGGUCGGUAUGGGUCAGAAAGACAGCUACGUGGGUGACGAAGCUCAGAGCAAGAGAGGUAUCCUGACAUUGAAAUACCCGAUCGAGCACGGUAUUAUCACCAACUGGGAUGAUAUGGAGAAGAUUUGGCAUCACACUUUCUACAAUGAACUUCGAGUCGCUCCUGAAGAACAUCCUGUUCUACUCACAGAAGCGCCCCUCAACCCAAAAGCUAAUCGUGAAAAGAUGACGCAGAUCAUGUUCGAAACCUUCAACAGCCCCGCCAUGUAUGUCGCCAUCCAAGCCGUCCUUUCACUGUACGCUUCCGGUCGUACCACCGGUAUCGUCUUGGAUUCCGGUGACGGUGUUUCUCACACCGUACCCAUCUACGAAGGUUACGCUCUUCCUCAUGCUAUCCUCCGUCUGGAUUUGGCCGGUCGCGAUCUUACCGACUAUCUCAUGAAGAUCCUGACUGAGAGAGGCUACAGCUUCACCACCACGGCUGAGCGAGAAAUUGUCCGCGAUAUCAAGGAGAAACUGUGCUAUGUCGCUUUGGACUUCGAACAGGAAAUGGCUACCGCUGCCGCUAGCACAUCUCUCGAGAAGAGCUACGAGUUGCCUGAUGGUCAAGUCAUUACCAUUGGUAACGAAAGGUUCCGUACGCCCGAAGCUCUCUUCCAACCUUCCUUCCUGGGUAUGGAAUCCUGCGGUAUUCACGAGACCGUCUACAACUCCAUCAUGAAGUGCGACGUCGAUAUCCGUAAGGAUCUGUACGCCAACAACGUUCUGUCCGGAGGUACCACCAUGUAUCCCGGUAUUGCCGAUCGUAUGCAAAAGGAAAUCACUGCUCUUGCUCCCUCGACCAUCAAGAUCAAGAUCAUUGCUCCACCCGAGAGGAAGUACUCCGUAUGGAUCGGUGGUUCCAUCCUGGCUUCCCUGUCCACCUUCCAACAGAUGUGGAUCUCCAAACAGGAGUACGACGAGUCCGGUCCCGGCAUCGUCCACCGCAAGUGCUUCUAAGCAAUUACGCUCGAUGCUAUUCACUAUUAUUAUCGUUAUUAUUGCUACACCUUUCCCUAAGAUGUACCGAUCACUGCCGCAUUGCUUCGUCUAGUUGGG